AUGAUAAGAACUAAAUUGAAACAGUUUUAUCGAAAUAAUCAUUUAAGGACUAAGAAAUCUAUAAGAAUGGCAUCUAACAACUCAAACGUCAUUGGCUAUGCCGAAGACGAUGUUUUAUUCUCCAACAAGAAUUUAGCAAGGGUUAUCACGUUGAACAGACCUAAAAAGUUGAAUUCAUUGAAUACUUCAAUGGUCACAAAGAUAACUCCAAGACUUUUAGAGUACGCGAAGUCUAGUGUUAAUAAUGUGAUUAUUUUGACUUCGAAUUCUCCCAAAGGCUUGUGUGCUGGAGGUGAUGUUGCUGAAUGUGCUAAACAGAUUAAGGAAGGCAACCCAGGUUACGCUUCUAAUUUUUUUCAAAACGAAUACAACAUGAAUUAUUUAAUAUCUACAUAUUCGAAGCCUUAUAUUUCUAUCAUGGACGGAAUUACCAUGGGAGGAGGUGUUGGAUUGUCCGUCCACGCCCCAUUCAGAAUAGCGACAGAAAGAACUAAGUUAGCCAUGCCAGAGAUGGAUAUUGGAUUUUUUCCAGAUGUUGGUACUACGUUCUUUUUGCCUCGAUUGGACGAUAAGCUUGGUUAUUACUAUGCUUUAACCGGAGAGGUGUUAUCAGGGUUAGAUGCAUACAUGGCAGGUUUUGCGACCCAUUACGUCCCAUCAGAGCGCAUACCUCAAUUAGUUAAUAGAUUAUCUAACUUGCAGCCUCCUGUUGUGAAUGACAAACCAAAUGAUGCUUCUAUUUUGAAGAAUUCUAAGGAUUACUUUGCUCAGAUCAAUCAAGCAAUUGAAGAGUUCACUGAAACCAAAUUGCCUGAUGGAUAUACGUAUCCGCUCACUAAAGAGCAAAUAACGUUAAUUAAUAAUGCAUUCUCUCAGUCGUCUUUUGAGAAGGUUAUUGACGUUUUUGAUAAAGAUGGGUCCGAGUUUGGCCAGUCAGUGGUUAAGAAAUUGUCCACCAAACCUUUGUCAUCGCUCAAGGUAGGUUUUGAGCUUUUAAACCAUGGCUCAAAGAACACGAUCAAAAAGCAAUUGGAAUUAGAGUUAAUUGCUGCUACUAACAUUAUGAAUAUUAAGCCUGAAAUGAAUGACUUUGUCAAAGGUGUUUCUCAUAAGUUAAUCGAUAAAAUUAAGUCUCCUCCACAACCUAAGUGGAACACCGGUGAUUUAGUUUCCGAUGCUUCAAUAAAGAAAAUUUUGGAACCCUCUUUGUACACGGCGAAAUUAGAUCAGCCUUUUAUUCAAAAGUUUUUUGGAAUUGAUUAUAAGUCAUAUCCAUUUAAUAUGGGAUUACCGAGCAAUAAGGAUGUUGAAAAUUACAUUACUGGAAAUGAUGGCUCGGGUAGAUCAUAUUUGCCUACCCCAAGUGAAGUAGUUAAGUAUUUCAAGAGUAAUACGAACAACAAAUUAGGUUUAGAAAUGAAGCUUGAAAAGAUAUUAAGUAUUCACGGAGAGGCUUCCAAGUAUGAUGAUAAAUACGUCUCUUGGAAAAACUAG
Priceomyces carsonii is the source of this 1494-nucleotide messenger RNA. RefSeq names its product mitochondrial 37S ribosomal protein mS47 (gene EHD3). The transcript has a single exon. The record is from RefSeq and is a predicted model, not a curated record. Gene Ontology annotation, molecular function: 3-hydroxyisobutyryl-CoA hydrolase activity. Bases 1 to 1494 code for a protein of 497 amino acids. Lineage: Eukaryota; Fungi; Ascomycota; Pichiomycetes; Serinales; Debaryomycetaceae. Gene Ontology annotation, biological process: L-valine catabolic process. Gene Ontology annotation, cellular component: mitochondrion.